Drosophila takahashii is the source of this 303-nucleotide messenger RNA. RefSeq lists its product as uncharacterized. The record is from RefSeq and is a predicted model, not a curated record. NCBI's taxonomy places the organism in Eukaryota, Metazoa, Arthropoda, Insecta, Diptera, Drosophilidae.
AUGUCUCCCAAAUUCGCUCUUGCAAUUCUGCUCUUCAGCUGCCUUCUCCUGGGAAUCGCCAAUGCUCAGCAACAUCGGUAUCCCCAGCAACGCCAGCAGCAGAGAUUCCAACAGAGGGUUGGGUAUAAUCAGCAAAGGGUUGGAACUCGUAAUAUGGAUGGCGGAUCCGUACCUCCUCCGAAUCUACCUCCUCCGGAUGUAGGUCUACCACCUUCAGAUGGUGGUGCAUUCAACCCGGACUGCCUGCCCAAUCAACUGGCCAGCGGCAAUGUUGACAACAAGAGACCCAGGCAGAGGCAUUAG